Messenger RNA from Acinonyx jubatus (cheetah), 3961 nucleotides. It is a transcript of the gene FBLN7, whose product is annotated as fibulin 7. Lineage: Eukaryota; Metazoa; Chordata; Mammalia; Carnivora; Felidae. Gene Ontology annotation, molecular function: calcium ion binding. The record is from RefSeq and is a predicted model, not a curated record. Bases 141 to 1472 code for a protein of 443 amino acids. The transcript has 8 exons.
CGCUCCGGGGCUCCCGCCGCCCUCCCUGCGCGAGCCGCUCCGGGGCCGCGCGGCGCCCUGCACCCUGCCGGGCGGCCGCGGCGUGGGCCGGACCGAGGCGGCGUCCCCCCAUCCCCAGCCCAGCGGUUCCCACUGGCAAGAUGGUGCCCCGCUGUCCCCGCGCGCUCCUGUUGCUGCUGCUGCUGCUGCUGCUGCUCGCCGGCUCCGCGUCGCGGGCUUCCCAGAACUGUCUCAACAAACAGCAGCUCCUCACGGCCAUCCGCCAGCUGCAGCAGGUGCUGAAGGGCCAGGAGACGCGCUUCGCCGAGGGCAUCCGCAACAUGAAGAACCGGCUGGCUGCACUGCAGAACUCCGUGAACAGAGUGGGCCCAGACACCCCCCCAGUUUCCUGCCCUGCUCUGAACGCCCCUCUGGAUGGCAGAAAGUUUGGAAGCAAGUACUUAGUGGAUCACGAAGUCCAUUUUACCUGCAACCCUGGCUUCCGGCUGGUUGGGCCCAGCAGCGUGGUGUGCCUUCCCAACGGCACCUGGACGGGGGAGCAGCCCCACUGCAGAGACAUGAGCGAAUGCUCCAGCCAGCCUUGUCAGAAUGGCGGCACGUGUGUAGAAGGAGUCAGCCACUACAAAUGCAUCUGUCCUCCCGGGAAGACGGGGAGCCACUGUCAGCACCAGGCCCAGACAGCCGCCCCGGACGGCAGCGUGGCCGGCGACCCCGCCUUCAGCCGCGCGCCGCGCUGUGCGCAGGUGGAGCGGGCGCAGCACUGCAGCUGCGAGGCCGGAUUCCACCUGAGCGGCGCCGCCGCGGGCGACAGCGUCUGCCAGGAUGUGAAUGAAUGCGAGCUCUAUGGGCAGGAGGGACGCCCCCGGCUCUGCAUGCACACCUGUGUGAACACCCCGGGUUCCUACCGCUGUGCCUGCCCCACCGGGUACCGGACCAUGGCCGACGGGAAGAGCUGUGAGGACGUUGAUGAGUGUGUGAGCCCCCAGCACGUGUGUCCCCGGGGAACCAUGUGCAUCAACACCGGUGGAGGCUUCCAGUGCGUCAGCCCGGAGUGCCCCGAGGGCAGCGGCAACGUGAGCUACGUGAAGACGUCUCCGUUCCAGUGUGAGCGAAACCCCUGCCCCAUGGAGAGCAGACCGUGCCGCCACUUGCCCAAGACCAUCUCCUUCCAUUACCUUUCUCUGCCCUCCAACCUGAAGACGCCCAUCACGCUCUUCCGCAUGGCUACGGCCUCAGCCCCCGGCCGACCCGGACCCAACAGCCUGCGGUUUGGGAUUGUGGGUGGGAACAGCCGAGGCCACUUUGUGAUGCAGCGCUCAGACCGGCAGACGGGGGAGCUGAUCCUCGUCCAGACCCUGGAGGGGCCUCAGACGCUAGAGGUGGACGUCGACAUGUCAGAAUACCUGGACCGCUCCUUCCAGGCCAACCAUGUGUCCAAGGUCACCAUCUUUGUGUCCCCUUAUGACUUCUAAGGCAGCUGUGGGAUCACUGCGGUGCAGAGAUCUGGGCUCAUCUCUCUUCCUCAGAGAUUCAGCUGUGGGCCCUGACUGCCACAGACCUCUCUCCCCACCCUGCCCUGCCCCUGCCCUGUCCCUGCCCACCUGCCCACCUGCCUGUGCCCCCAGGUUUCUAGGGCACCGCGCACACUCCUCCAUGGAGUGGCACAGAAGGGCAGCCACGGGACCUAGACUGCUGCCAUCACCAUUUUCUUUCUGCUUUAAGCUCUUCCUGUAGAUUAUGCACUAACCUUCUCAAGUCUUUUUUACAGGGAAAUGGGCGGUUUUUCAAAAUGCCGGGUGAAUGGCUUUGUGAGUUUGAACCAGCUAGGGAGGGAAAACCUUAUGAUAUGUGUCUGAGAUGACUGUCAGCCCUCUGCAUUGUUGUAGUCAAGCCUCUAGCAUGCUGAGGGCCGGAUCAUGCCCCUGCACGUGUGGGCAUAGGGACUGGGUCUCCUGCCACAGCCCGGCAUAUUGUUCUUGUCUGCAUUCCCUUCUGUGACAUGCCUGCCGGGCUUCUCAUCAGAAAGCUGUGGCAGGGCCUGGAACCCCCGUGCAGAUUCUUUUAGACCAAGGAACCAACAUUAAAGCAUAAGUUCUGCCUGAAGUAAUUCCCUUUUGAGGACUCGUAUCUCAGAACAUAACCUGGUAUCAUAACAGAAGAAAUAAAGUCUGUUGCUCCUACGUGCCCACCUGGCCUGUUCCUAAACAUGAGUUAGCCCAGUUCUUUCUAGGAAGGGAUACCUGGCUCUCUUCUUGUCUAGGCUAGACCCACUGGGAUGAAUGAAGAAGAAAGAAAACAUGGAGGUGAACUUGGGAUUGCUCCACCAAUAGAAAUUUUGCUUGGCCAGAUGAGAGAUUGGUAAGGCAACAUCUGGCCAUGGUGAGUUUAAGAAAAUGUUUGCGUUUACUUUGAUCCCAGGGCCUUCUGUUUCUUCUUCUUGUUUUUUAAUUUUUAAAAAGUUAUUUAUUAUUUGAGAGAGUGUAUGUGUGGGGGAGGGGCAGAGAGAGAGAGAGAGAGAGAGGGAGGGAGGGAGGGAGACAGAGAGAAUGUCAAGCAGGCUUGGCGCUGUCGGCAUGGAGCCCGACGUGGGGCUCAAUCCCACAAGUUUGAGAUCAUGACCUAAGCAGAAACCAAGAGUUGGACGCUUCACCAACUAAGCCACCCAGGCGCCCCGCAGGGCCUUGUACUUCUGAUGUAACAGCCAAGGGGCAGUGCCCUCCAGGUAACUGAAGAAAGAAAACACUGGCUGGAGCAUGGGAUGGGGUGGAGGAGACCAUUCAACUUAAAACUUAAAAGCCAGCUGAACUGUGAGGAGAUUUCAGUAUCUAAAUACACAUUAAUCUAGGUGAUGUUUCAUCAGACAUUUAUUUUAAAAUUCUUUGUAUUUGCCUUGGUAUGAGAUGGAGCCAGAGGAAGUGUGUUGCCAGUUUAGUGAUCCAGCCAUAUAUCAAGACGACCCCAGUGUCUCCGAUAGUUUCGUAGUUAUCUCGUAUGACAAGAUGUUUCAAGCUCAUCUUGUGUAUUUUAUGCCUUAGCCCUGAAGUCAUCCAGUGGUUCCCAGAGAACCCCGGUUCCUCUUAGUGGGAAAUAAUUUAGAGACCAAAAUCUGGGUGUUAGGAGUGCUCAUUGAUAGUGGCUUGGUGUUAGUGGACAGAACUAGGAAAUACGUUACUAUGAGUUUUGGGUUCAUUUGUUUUUUUAACUACACGAAUUUAUAAUGACACUUCCAAUCCAACUCAGGACUACAGGGUUUUUACUGUAGCCUUCCUGAUCUCACAUCUGUUCUUCUUUGACUCAUUCUGAAAACCUCUUUCUCAAAACCACCAAAAUAAUUACAUAUUGUUUUAAAUCUUCAGAAUAACAGUGACAAAUUAUAAAAAAUAAUUGUGGAAAAGUUAAAAAUUUUCUUUUGCAAUUCUUUUUGUCCUUAGGGUUUAUGCCAUUAGACAUGUUCAAAUUACUAUUUUAAAAUAACUUAGAAUAGUAGUUAUGUCCUAAACCUGAAUCGGGGUUAUGAGUAUUCACUUUGUUUUGCUUACAUUUUUAGAGAUUGCUAUUUUCAUUUUAAUUUUUUUAUAAUUAUGUAAAUUAUUUAUAUGGCUCCAAAGCCAAAUCCACAGAAUGAGCUACAGUGAGAGAAGUCUGUAUUCCAACCCAUUGCCCUCCACCUAUUUCUUCCUUCUCCCUUGGACAGUAAUUUUUUUCCCAUUUCACCCUUGCAUUAAAAAAAAUUAUACAUACAAAUGAUAAAUGAUAGCACACUAUUUCACACUUUCCUUGGUCUUGCUUCCCCCCCACCCUUAACAAUAUAUUGAAUAUUAUUCCAUAGAACCAGAUAGAAUGUUCUCCUAUCCAAUGCUCCAUUAUGAAGUCAUACAUACCGUUGUUUAUUCAACCAGUCACCCUUGAUUGAGAUUUGGGUUGUUUCCGAUCCUUUGCUAUUAAAAGUAUUGCAGCCAUA